This is a messenger RNA of Pectinophora gossypiella (pink bollworm), 858 nucleotides long. RefSeq names its product HIG1 domain family member 1C. The record is from RefSeq and is a predicted model, not a curated record. Gene Ontology annotation, cellular component: mitochondrion. Bases 175 to 456 code for a protein of 93 amino acids. Gene Ontology annotation, biological process: mitochondrial respirasome assembly. NCBI's taxonomy places the organism in Eukaryota, Metazoa, Arthropoda, Insecta, Lepidoptera, Gelechiidae. The transcript is spliced from 3 exons.
AGUGAUUCGGGAGUAGACGUGAUGCAAUGUUAUGGAAAUUUUAAAUAAUUAUAUAAUAUCAUCAGUUGUAUUGUAAGGUAAACUAAGCUUAUAUCAUUGUAAGGCUGUCUUCACAAUAUUCAUGUCAGUUCUUCACGGAGACACGACGAAUUCUCAGAUAUUCAGACAGUCAUAAUGUCCAACUCACAGCGAAUAUUCGACUACACCGAUGAAUCUCAGGCAGAGAGGCUUGCCAGGAAAUCCAAAGACUCACCUUUCAUGAUAUUAGGUAUUAUCGGCAUGAUUGGUGUAUGUGGUCUUGGAAUUUAUAAAUACAAGACUCGGGGCAAGAUGAGCACCAGUGUAUACUUAAUGCAGCUCCGAGUGGCAGCACAAGGGACUGUGGUCUCUGCACUUACCAUUGGACUCGUCUACACAAUGGCCAAGCAACAUUUAUUUAAAGACAAAAAAGAAUAACAGUAUUUUUGAUAAGUAGCCAAUUAUUUAAUCAGUGGGGACUCUGUGUGAAAUGAUCUUAAUAUGUCAUAGUAAUGUUUGUCUGUAUAAUAUCUGGCUGGUGCAAAGAAAUUAUCAAAUCUCAUUAAAUAAUCUCAUACACUUAAUUUAUUUAAGUUCCCCCAAAGUUAUGUUUAAUAGAUUAAUUUAGGAUCUAAUUUGUGUUCUGUGAUCUUUAGCAGGUAUUUUCAUGUACAUAAAGUACAUAAUAUUAUUAUAAUCAUUCACAUUAUUUAUUCCAUUUUUUCGUGAACUAUACAGAAUUCUCAUAGUUUAAUUAAUAUUGUGAUACCAAGAAUACAUUGGAUGUAAUCUAGGGGAAAUACUAUUUAUUUAUUAAUACAGACCUGUUGCAGUAAACAA